UUUGAAGUAUCAUUCAUCAUUCCCUGAUUGUUGUCGUUCGAAGUCGGGCGUUUGCUUAUUAUAUUUAUAUAAAUUAUGGGUUUAGCCACUGUAAUUGAGAAUGAGGGUCAUUUCCAACACGAAAUGGCCAACGCCGGCACGAAGCUGGUCGUCGUGGACUUCACGGCGACUUGGUGCCCUCCAUGCCAGAGGAUCGCACCUUUCUUCGAGCAACUGCCAGCGAAGUUCCCUAGGGCGGUGUUCCUAAAGGUGGACGUAGACCGCUGUGCGGAGACGGCGGCCGCGCAAGGCAUCAGCGCUAUGCCUACUUUUGUUUUUUACAGAAACAGAACGAAGAUUGACCGGCUACAGGGGGCUGACCCGGGAACUUUGGAGAGCAAAGUGAGACACUACUAUGGAUCUGAAGAUGCUGGUGAUGAGGACAAUGCCGUUGCCGGCCAUAUGGACCUCGGAACUUUCAUCACCAAAAGUGAAUGCGAAUGCCUCAACGAGGCCGACGAGCAUCCGCUGGCGCACGCCCUGACCAGCGGUGGCGGGUACCUGGCCAGUGACUGCGAUGAGCAGCUCAUUAUCAACAUCACAUUCAACCAGCUGGUGAAGCUGCACUCGGUGAAGAUCAAGGGCCCCGCCGACAAGGGCCCCAAGUCCGUGAAGCUGUUCAUCAACCAGCCACGCACCCUGGACUUCGACCAGGCCUCUGGGAACAGCUCUGUGCAGGACUUGGAGCUCACUCCAAGCGACGUGGAAGGCAACCCGGUCCCCCUCAAGUUCGUCAAGUUCCAAAGCGUCCAGAACAUCCAGCUGUUCAUCAAAGACAACCAGUCGGGCGGUGACGUCACGCAGAUCGACCACCUGGCGUUCUAUGGCACGCCCGUCGCCACCACCAACAUGGGCGAGUUCAAACGCGUCGCCGGCAAGAAGGGCGAGGGGCAUUAAUGGCUUGGGCUUGCGCAGGGUGAUACUACUGAUACUAUAUGGCAGGCUUUUCUAAAUAAUAUACUUUUUUUUAAAGUCCGUUAAUUUCAGGGCGCGUUCCUGAGCUUAGAUAACUCUCUCAAAGAAUCCGGUCCUCAUUUUGGAGAUAACCAAUGAUUUAUUUUUAUCUGUUAGGUUCCUACGAGCGUGUACACUUGCCUUAGGGCCUGUUUACAUAUUGAUUACUUGAUUAGUGUUUAGUAAGCAUAAGCAAGUACUAUAUCGGAUGAUCGAUAAUCGAAAUGUCAUUGAUAUGUCAUAUUUUUCAAUUGUUUUUGAAUUCAAAUAUAAUGUCCGGAUUACAAUAAGGCUAUAAUUUAUUUUUUAUGAAAAUACAUAAAAAAAUAUAACUAGUGGCUCUGUGAGCUGUAGACCUCGCGAGCGUAUCUUAUGGGGCACGACGACAGCGCCACCGAAACCGAAACCAGUGAAAUAAAUUUUCUGAAUUUUUGGCCAUUUAAUCUGUAAACAUGUCUCAAAAAGAAUACACUCUUAUGAUACCGAUACGACUAUUUGUUUAAGCGCGAGCUAUCACAACUUUUCCAUUUUGAAAAGUUUUCAAAAACCGGCUCGACAAUUUUUUUUUAUCGAAUCAUAGAAUUCGGUUACAAAAUUUCACGAGAAUCGGUUAAGAAUUGCGACCUGUAGAGGAGAACAUCCGGACAUACAAAACUAAAUAUCUUAAUACCUCCAAAACCACCCAAAUAAAUUUUCUGAAUUUUUUGACAUUUAAUCUGUAAACAUGUCUCAAAAAGAAUACACUCUUAUGAUACCGAUACGACUAUUUGUAUAAGCGCGAGUUAUCACAACUUUUCCAUUUUGAAAAAUUUUCAAAAAAUGGCUCGACAAAAAAAAAUAUCCGUUCAUAAAAUUUGGUUACAAAAUUUCACGAGAAUCGGUUAAGAAUUGCGACCUGUAGAGGAGAACAUCCGGACAUACAAAAGGAAAACGCCCGAGUCAAAACGUAGACCUUCGCUUCGCUUCGGUCAACUAUGCCAUUCAGUUUCCUUAAAUGUACUUAGCCAUACCCCGAAAUUAAAGGACUUUAAAAAAAACUGUGUAUAAAUAAGUUCUAUUCAUAAAUCUGCUGGUUAGUAUCACACCUUGGGUAGGCAACACAGGGGUAUACAAACUUUAAUCAUAUUGUAGCACAUGUACGAGGAAAGCGAGUGUUGUUUGCAGCACCUACAGAAAUAUGAAUACAUAUAAGGCAGCACCAUUGACUCUUAAAACAGACUAUAGCAAUAGCAGCAUUUUCUAAACUAUGGGUCGCGAUCCAAUGGUGGGUCGCAAGCGUAAUAUUGAGUGGACCCAGAAACUAUUAGAGGGAAUCUGAGCGUUCGUGGUACUUUAUGCCUUGGGGUCUUGAAUUUGGCAGUUUUUGUUAGGUGGGUCGGAGCCCAGUCAACUUUGGGAACCACUGGACUAUAGUGUUAUUAUACAUGUCAGUUGUUAAAGAUUGCAGAGCCUUGAAUUUCUGUUUGUUCUUAUUUACGAUAAUAAUUGUGUUUCAAGAGCUUAUGCGGUACAAAAAUAUCAAUUGAUACGUUAAAUAUUGCCAAAACUUUUAACGACAUUUACCUCCUCAGAGCGCCCAUAAUGCAUUUUAGGAAAUUCAAUAUUGACUUUUGUAAUAUUGACGAAUAAAUCCUAAUUUUAUUGCUAUAUGAUAGGUCCAAAUUCCAUGGGGCCCCAAAGAAAUCGCUCUACCCCAUUCCGGAGUCGAAACUGAAUGAGGUGUAGAUAUUUUGUAUCCUAAUAAAAACCCUAGUAAAUGGAAAUCUAAAGUAAAAUAAGGCAUGUCUAUCGUGAACGAAACCAUGUGGUCUAAAGUUUAGUACCCGGAUGUGUUGCGUAGCUCUGCCAAAGCCAAUUAAGCUUUCCAAUUAUUGUUAUACACAUUUCCCAAACUGUCUAAUAUAGCUAAAACUGAAUGUAAUAUAUUUUGUGACAUGAUUAUCAUAUUAUUUAAAUGGAACACUAGGUAUUCGCAAUAUUGUGUAAGCGUAAGGGUCAUCCUCAUCGAGGUCCGCAGUUUGUUAAAUGGUUCUGUAAGGUCAGACUUUGUAUGAUGCAAUAAAUAAAGAUUAUAUUUUA
Molecule: messenger RNA, 3072 nt
Organism: Cydia fagiglandana
Lineage: Eukaryota; Metazoa; Arthropoda; Insecta; Lepidoptera; Tortricidae
Gene: Txl
Product: thioredoxin-like protein 1
Exons: 6
Coding region: 76-936 (286 amino acids)
Cellular component (GO): cytosol
Molecular function (GO): protein-disulfide reductase activity
Source: RefSeq, a predicted model, not a curated record